Messenger RNA from Sphenostylis stenocarpa, 1071 nucleotides. Lineage: Eukaryota; Viridiplantae; Streptophyta; Magnoliopsida; Fabales; Fabaceae. The record is from the annotation of a GenBank genome assembly.
AUGGAGAUUGAUCUUUCUCCCCAGUUGGCCAAGAAGGUGUACGAGGGCAAUGGUGGAUCUUACUAUGCAUGGUCCCCUUCUGAGCUUCCCAUGUUGCGUGAAGGAAACAUUGCUGCUGCCAAACUAGCUCUUCAGAAGAAUGGUUUUGCCCUUCCUUAUUACUCUGACUCUUCCAAGGUUGCAUACGUUCUACAAGGAAGUGGAGUUGCUGGAAUUGUGCUCCCUGAAUCAGAAGAGAAGGUUAUUGCAAUUAAGAAGGGUGAUGCUCUGGCACUCCCUUUUGGUGUUGUGACAUGGUGGUAUAACAAGGAGGAUACUGAGUUGGUAGUUCUGUUCCUGGGUGAUACUUCAAAAGCCCACAAGACUGGUGAAUUCACUGAUUUUUUUCUGACUGGUGCUAAUGGAAUCUUCACUGGAUUUACAACUGAGUUUGUAGGAAGGGCUUGGGACUUGGAAGAAAAGGAUGUGAAAACCCUUGUUGGGAAUCAAUCAGGAAAGGGUAUUGUGAAGCUUGAAGGAAAUAUCAACCUUCCUCAGCCUAAAGAGGAGCAUAGGAAGGGCAUGGCACUGAACUGUGAAGAGGCUCCAUUGGAUGUUGACAUCAAGAAUGGUGGAAGGGUUGUGGUGUUGAACACCAAGAACCUUCCCUUGGUUGGUGAGGUUGGUCUAGGAGCAGACCUUGUGAGGUUGGAUGGAAAAGCUAUGUGUUCUCCAGGAUUCUCUUGUGAUUCUGCAUAUCAAGUUACAUACAUUGUGAGGGGAAGUGGUCGUGCUCAGGUUGUUGGUGUGGAUGGUCGCAGGGUUUUGGAGACAACUGUUAAAGCUGGAAAUUUGUUCAUUGUGCCAAGGUUUUUUGUUGUGUCCAAGAUUGCUGACCCUGAUGGCUUAGAGUGGUUCUCUAUCAUCACUACCCCCAAUCCUGUAUUUACUCACCUGGCUGGAAGUAUUGGGGCGUGGAAGGCUCUUUCACCAACGGUUCUGCAGGCUGCUUUCAACGUAGAUGCAAAACUCGAGCAACUCUUCCGUUCAAAGAGGAAUGCAGAUGCCAUUUUCUUCCCUCCUCCGAAUUGA